CACUGCCCCGGGCGGGGGCGAGGCGAGCGCGGAAACAACCGGAAGUGCGCGCGCCGCCCUCUGGGAGAUGUAGUUGGGCGCCGUCCCGCGCAGGCCCAGACCCGGCUGGUGGCGGCCGCGGCCUUUGUCCUGCCGUCCGGCUGAACUGCCUACGGAGGAGCUGGCUGUUCCUGUAAGAGGCCAGAGGAGGAGGGAAUGACUGCUGGGCUCCUCGCUGCCGGGGCGCCGGAGCAAGUGACCUUUGAGGACGUGGUUGUGGACUUCACCCAGGAGGAGUGGGGGCAGCUAGAGCCUGCCCAGAGGACCCUGUACCGCGAUGUGAUGCUGGAGACCUUCAGGCUCCUGGUCUCUGUGGAUUUGGAAACUCAACCCCAAACCAGACUGUCAGCUCCAAAGCAAGACAUCACUGAGAAAAUAGCUAGCAGUGUCCUAGUGGAAAGGUUCCUGUGGGAUAGUCUGUGGUACCCUGAGGGUGACGAAGCCGAGGGCCACUGGGGACAGAGUCAUGAGAGCCGAGACAGCCAUGUGGUGCGAGGAGCCUUCACGCCUGUGAAGACACCCAUGCAGCAGCAGCAGCAGCAGCAGCAGCAGCAGGGGAAUGGGUUCGGGGAGAACUUGAUUCUGAACCCCAGUCUCCCACCUCAGCCACUGACGCCUGAAAGACAAGGCCUCCACAUGCUGGGGACACGCGGGAAGAGGGGCAAGCCAGGCCCAGAGUUCAGUGCUCAACAGAAAGCAGAUGCAAAGGAGAAGCCCUACAAAUGUCAGGCAUGUGGAAAGGCCUUUAGUCACAGCUCGGCACUUGCUGAGCACCACCGAACGCACACAGGAGAGAGACCUUAUGAGUGUCACGAAUGCGGAAAAGGCUUCCGAAACAGCUCAGCACUUACCAAACACCAGAGAAUCCACACCGGUGAGAAGCCUUACGAGUGCACUCAGUGUGGGAAAACCUUCAACCAGAUCGCCCCGCUGAUCCAGCACCAGAGGACUCACACCGGCGAGAAGCCGUACGAGUGCGGCGAGUGCGGCAAGGCCUUCAGUUUCAGGUCCUCCUUCAGCCAGCACGAGCGGACUCACACCGGCGAGAAGCCGUACGGGUGCGGCGAGUGCGGCAAGGCCUUCCGGCAGAGCAUCCACCUCAGCCAGCACCUGCGGACCCACACGGGGGAGAAGCCGUACGGGUGCGGCGAGUGCGGCAAGGCCUUCAGCCACAGCUCGUCCUUGACCAAGCACCUGCGGAUCCACACGGGGGAGAAGCCGUACGGGUGCCGCGAGUGCGGCAAGGCCUUCGCGCAGAUCACGCCGCUGACUCAGCACCAGCGGACCCACACGGGGGAGAAGCCGUACGAGUGCCGCGAGUGCGGCAAGGCCUUCAGCCAGAGCACGCUCCUGACUGAGCACCGCAGGACCCACACCGGGGAGAAGCCGUACGGGUGCCGCGAGUGCGGCAAGGCCUUCAGCCACAGCUCGUCGCUCAGCCAGCACGAGCGGACGCACACGGGGGAGAAGCCGUACGAGUGCAGGCAGUGCGGCAAGGCCUUCCGGCAGAGCACGCACCUCACUCAGCACCGCAGGACCCACACCGGGGAGAAGCCGUACGAGUGUGGCGACUGCGGCAAGGCCUUCAGCCACAGCUCGUCCCUCACCAAGCACCAGCGGAUCCACACGGGGGAGAAGCCGUACGAGUGCAACGCGUGUGGCAGAGCCUUCAGCCAGCUCGCCCCCCUCAUUCAACACCAGAGGACCCACACGGGGGAGAAGCCCUACGAGUGCAACGCCUGUGGCAGAGCCUUCAGCCAGAGCUCCCUUCUCGUAGAACACCAGAGGAUUCACACCAAGGAAAAGCCCUACGGGUGCAACGAGUGUGGGAAAUCCUUCAGCCACAGCUCGUCGCUCAGCCAGCACGAGCGGACCCACACGGGGGAGAAGCCGUACGAGUGUCAGGAUUGCGGGAAAUCCUUCCGGCAGAGCACCCACCUCACUCAGCACCGGAGGAUCCACACGGGGGAGAAGCCCUACGAGUGCAGGGACUGUGGGAAGGCCUUCACACACAGCUCGUCCCUCACCAAGCACCAGAGAACUCAUACUGGGUAGGCCCACAUCACACUCGCCGGGACAUGGGCAGGCCUUAAGUCUAGCUCCUCCCUUACUAGACCUGACCCAGUCAUUCUCAGUGGAAACAGUACAAGUUUAUGCAUAUGCAAGCCUUUGCACACAGAACGUGCCCCACACACCCUCAGAGAGAAGUGCUGGAAAUGACUAUGGGAACGUGGAACUCUGGGUCAUCCAUCCCUGGAUACCAGAUCAUCCAGACAGUAGCAGGGAAAUGUGGAGUUAAUCAGUGUUGAGGACCUUCAGUCAUGAGUGCCCACUAAUGCUACAUCAUAGAACCUAGAAAAAAGAGAAAUGGGAAAAAAAAAAAAAAAGCGGAUCUGGAGAUGGCUUCUGUCCAAGGAUUCACGAUAUUCCAAACUAGAGAUUUUCAAAGCAGAUGCUUUUUAUAUACAAGAACCAGAUACACUCAGAAUUUAUCAUUAUUGCACAUGACAUUCUUGGGAGGGGUGCUUAUGAAUGGUGCAAGGUGACUAUAAAUUUUUCUACAGGACUCACAGGCAUUAGAAACACAGAUGUUGCUGUUUCACAAAAAGGAAGAUACCCUUUGUUAAGCCACCAUCUUAUGAACAACAGCACCUCCACACUGGAACCUUAUGUUUUGCAAGGUUUAUCUCUUUUGAGAAAUGUACAAGGUAAUCCUCUCUUGACUGUUUUCAUUGAUUCUUCUUCCUGGUUUUUAGACAAGCUUUUGUUUUUGUAUAAUUUAUCUUGAAGGUCCAUAGUAUUACAUUAAAUCCUGAAUCCACUAACAGCA
Messenger RNA from Callorhinus ursinus (northern fur seal), 2869 nucleotides. RefSeq lists its product as uncharacterized. Gene Ontology annotation, biological process: regulation of transcription by RNA polymerase II. Gene Ontology annotation, cellular component: nucleus. Gene Ontology annotation, molecular function: RNA polymerase II cis-regulatory region sequence-specific DNA binding; DNA-binding transcription factor activity, RNA polymerase II-specific. The record is from RefSeq and is a predicted model, not a curated record. NCBI's taxonomy places the organism in Eukaryota, Metazoa, Chordata, Mammalia, Carnivora, Otariidae.